AUGAUGUUUGUACCUAUAUUUGAGCUUUUAGUACUCUCUGCUGUUGGGCUAGCCCAAGAUACCGCCGCCCCAGUCCCCACAACUAGUGGGCUCACUCAAGAUGCACCUCAAGUCUCAUCUAGCGGUGUUACGAAUGUACCGCAAGUUUCUGUCCUUCAAGCCUCAUCCACCGUUGCUUUAGUUGUACCCCAAGCUUCUGAUGCGCUUGGAUCCACUACCGGACCUGAGGCCUCUGCUGUACCUGAAAUCUCCGCCGAACCUCUGGUUUCUGCUGCACCUGAAGCCUCUACUGAACCUCAGGCGUCUGAUGCAUCCGAAGCCUCUGGUGUACCCGAAGCCUCUGGUGUACCCGAAGCCUCUGGUGUGCCUGAAAUCUCUGGUGUACCCGAAACCUCUGGUGUGCCUGAAACCUCUGGUGUACCCGAAGCCUCUGCCGUACCUGAGGUCUCUGCCGUACCUGAAGCUUCUGCUGUACCUGAAGCUUCUGCUGUACCCCAGGUUUCUGGUGCACCCCAAGCAACCGCUGUACCGCAAGCGUCUGCCCCUAGCGAAGCUACUGAAGAAUUGCCUGUACCUACCGUCACUCUUGGAAUUGUCGAGGGUGACAUACCCGUUCCGGCUUCUAGCAUCGCUGUGAUCGCUGUGGAGGUACCCGCCGUUUCUGCACCCAGUGAGCCACAGGUUGAGCCUACAGAGGCUGUUAUUCCGGAGGCUACAGCCCCAGAGACUGUUAACCGUGUCGUUUCUCCCCCUAGUGCGCCGCAGGUCCAACCUAGGUUUCCGGAGCCUGCUGUUCUGCCAACACUUCCAGAACCUAUUGACGGGACUAUCGCUCUCCCCCCAUUUUCAGGAGUUGUGGCCGAUUAUCAGUGCCCUAUUGCAAACGGUAACUUCUGUUACUAUAUUGGUAACUUGGUUUCGCCAUAUAUUGUUCGUUGCAACAACGGCAAAGGAUCAAUUGGAAGCUGUAUUGAUGCUUUGGUUACUACCGGUACCGAAGGUCGAUGCCACCAACCAGACCCUAGUUUGUUCAAUGCCAUUUGUGUGAGCAGGACUACUGCCUACCCCGAGGACGGCAGUUUGCCAUUCCCAAUCCCGCCCCUUGACUUCCCGCCAAUUGCAACGAAUAUACCUCUUCCUCUCGUUUCAGCAGUCCCACCAAUUGCUACAAAUGCCACUCCCCCAUCGAAUGGGGCCGUCCCUGAUGAUCCACCUCCAGGACGACCGGGGAAUGGAAACAACAAUAUCAAUAGUAAUACCAACAUCAACAACAACCAAAAUUCUAACGUAAACCAGAAUGGCAACGGUGGUCCUGAUGGUGGGCGACCCGGUGACGGCUUUCCAGACGGCGGACGCCCUGGCGAUGGCGGCCGUCCUGAUGAUGGACGACCCGGUGACGGCUUCCCAGACGGCGGACGCCCUGGCGGCGGUCGUCCUGAAGGUGGACGCCCCGGUGAUGGCUUCCCAGACGGCGGACGCCCUGGCGACGGAUUCCCAGGUGGUGGUGACGGUCGUCCCGACGGCGGAUUUCCAGGCGGCAACGGCAACGUCAAUAGCAAUACCAACACUAACAACAACCAAAACAUUAACACAAACCAGAAUGGCAUUGGUCUUCCUGAUGACAGGCCAGAAGUUGGCCUUGACAAUGGUCCUGGUGUUCUUCCAGGCAGUCCUUCCGAUGGUGAAAUUGGUGGUCCAGGUAAUGGAAACAACAAUCAAAAUACCAACAUAAACCAAAAUACAAAUACCAAUACCAACACGAAUGGAAACACGGCCAGGAGAGAUAUCGAAGCCGGGGUCCCAAAUGUUAUUGCAGAUGUGGAUUUCGAUGAGAUGGAGUUAGAUGAGGAUUUAUACUCAUUGUUAAAGCGUCAUGAGGAGGAGGGCAUCAAGAAGGCUGCGGGUUCUCACCUUGAGUUUAAGACCUACGAGAUGAUUGCUGCUAUUGCGGCAGCCAUGAUGUUGAUGUAA
Morchella sextelata is the source of this 1971-nucleotide messenger RNA. RefSeq lists its product as uncharacterized. The coding region runs from base 1 to 1971 and encodes 656 amino acids. The record is from RefSeq and is a predicted model, not a curated record. The transcript is spliced from 5 exons. Lineage: Eukaryota; Fungi; Ascomycota; Pezizomycetes; Pezizales; Morchellaceae.